Messenger RNA from Lutzomyia longipalpis, 2846 nucleotides. RefSeq names its product serine protease inhibitor-like. Lineage: Eukaryota; Metazoa; Arthropoda; Insecta; Diptera; Psychodidae. Gene Ontology annotation, molecular function: serine-type endopeptidase inhibitor activity. The transcript has 5 exons. The coding region runs from base 1070 to 2752 and encodes 560 amino acids. The record is from RefSeq and is a predicted model, not a curated record.
AAUCAUUGUGGGAAAUCCAAAAAGAGUUUUGUUAAUUUAAAUUCCGCUUAAAGUAUGCUUAUUAGGUUGAAAGGUACCUUAUAUAUUUAUCACGGAAUUUUCCCAAAAAAAGUGCACCUUAUUAUGUCUGAGAGAUGAUAAAGUGUGAAAAAUCCCCUUAAAAGUAAUACCAGAAAAGAUGACUUGGAUGGAAUCUUUGUACCAAAAAUUUCUAACAAUCACACAGACUUUUGGACUCUUGAACCAUAGUUUACGUUUUGGUGUGUGGUUGUGGUUAAAUUCCAGAUAUAUCUGGUCAAAAGAUCAAAUAAAUUCCCGAUUGGUAUGUGUGCUAAAAGGCUAGCAGCAGUAGUGGCAAGAUUAGUUUAUUGAAUAUUGUGCAAGUUGCUUUGGAAGUGCCAUAAAUUAUGAGAAGAGGAAGGAGAAGUUGUACAUCGAUGACGUAUUCGGAAUCUCCCAGAGUCUGCCUGGAUUGACUAUCUCACAUGAUCCCCACCUCAAGUUCAUGCGAUCACCAACACUCUUGCUGUAUACAGGUGUAAGAAGAAAAAAUUCACGAGACUGAAAACAGGUAAAAUAUAAAAAGGUAAGGUGCUUUGAUGAGCUUUGCCUGUGUUGAGUGAAUUUUCUUGCUCGACCACAUUGAACUCUCUUGGGUGAUUCUUGGGUCGAGACAACAGGCUCCAAUCCAAAUGAAUUCCCGCAGUCAGUAUGUGAUUCGUGGAUUGGACAGACGGUCAGUAGUUUUGUGCUCGCUCUACAAGAAGACUCUUCUGUAAUCAGACCCUGAAAACUUCCUCAAGGUUCUUUUUUUGUGUGCACCUCCGCCGAAUUUGUGUGCUAAAUCAAGUGAUACGGUGCCUCCGCCCCAAAUUAACUGACCAAUUCGCACAGUACUACAUUAUAUUUUUAAGAAAGACUUCUGUGGUGCCAAUCGCAGUGAAAUCAGAAGAUACUUUGCAUAAGUUACUUUCAUGAAUACAUUACACAGUGAAUAUUGUUGAGAGUGCACAAGUGACACCAUUUAUAACGUUAAAACCUGUGGCAAGAUAUCGUCGCUGGAGACAGAAUGGAAGGAAUUAAGUUAUUCUUAGCAAUCCUCGGAGUACUUAGCCUCACCUCACAUAAUUCUGCCGAUGACUAUGCGGAUAGAUUAGUAUUUCCGGAUGAUAUAAGUAUCCCCGAACAUACACCAUCCUAUAAAGCAACCAUUUCUGCACGUCAAGCGAAUGGGGCAAUAAGUGAUAUUGUGAUCGCACAGCAGAAUCAGCAGCAAGACCAAAUUAAUAAAUUCCUUACAUCCGGGACGUUUCCCGGGUCAAAUUCGGCGCCGAAGCCACCACAGGAUCUCUUCUCGCGUCCUCUAACGCCGAAGGAGCAAUACGAAGCUGAGCAGAGACAGAGACUGGAACAGGAGAGGUAUCAGCAGGAGCAGCAGAGGUUGCAAUAUUUGGAGCAACAGCGAAUUCAGGAAGAGAUUCAACGACGACAGGCCGAACAGGCCCAACAGCAGUACUUCCCACAGCCUGUUGAGCAGAAAUCCCCAGUGGGUCAAACGGAGAACUACAUCGACCCCUUAAACUUCCAGCUGCCCAACAACCCCAAUCGCAUUAAUGUCCGCCCACACCAACCGAGCGAGAGUGAUGCUAUUACGGCAUUUGCCUGGAGAUUAUUCAAAGGAAUCAAACCACCAAAUCGCUACACUAACAUCAUUGUCAGUCCUCUCUUGACCCAACUAUCGCUCUCUUUACUCGGCGCUGGAGCUGAUGGAUACACAAGGGAGCAAAUUGAAGCAGCUGUACAAUUGAAUCCAGAAUUCCUGGCAGGCGUAGUGCGUUCCCUGAAAAAUACCCAACCAUCAACAAGUCUGGAGUAUUCUGCAGCAGUAUUUGUGUCAAACUACCUGAAACUCAAUGGAACCUUUGCUCAAAAGGCGAAACAGGUGGGCUCUGACACCGUUCCAGUAGAUUUCCCCAAUCAAGCGGCAGCAAUUAAGCAAAUAAAUAGUUGGAUUGCACAAGCAACAAGGAAUCACAUUCCAAACUUCCUGGAUAGUAGUUCACCAACACAGGGAAUUGAUAUGCUUCUGGCAAAUGCAAUCUUCUUCAAGAGCAUCUGGAGGCAUCCCUUCAAUGAGACAUUCAAGGGAGACUUUAACUACAGGGACGGUCACCAAGGACAGGUGAACUACAUGAGGGUGGCAAAGCACAUGAGGUCAGGGACCAUGCAACUUUCUGGACCAUCUGGUGGACUCAAAUGGGUGGAAAUUCCUUAUGCAGGAGGAGAAUUCUCAAUGAUUCUCAUUGUACCAAAAACAAAGAAUACACUCGAAGAGCUCCUUAGUGUAUUAACACCAAAUCACUUGAGCAGCAUUAUGGAUCAGUUGGAAUAUUCCAUGACGCACAUUGUGAAGCUGCAAAUGCCCAAAUUUCACUUGAAGUCACGAGUUUCCCUCACAAAGUCCCUUCUUGAGAUGGGUGUCAGCAACAUCUUCACGAGUCAAUCAAACUUACCCUACAUUGCUCUAAAUGCACCAGUUGUUCGCGUAACAGAUGCCAUCCAACAUGCUGUACUUAAUGUCGAUGAAUUGGGUACUGUAGCCACGGCCGUAAAUACCUUCUCAGUCAUCACCCUUAGCAUCAGUGUGCCAGACCCAGAAAUAUCAUUUAUCGUUGACGAACCCUUCCUUGCUCUCAUUGUAGAUAAAAGACAAAAGGUUCCGCUGUUCAUCACUAAAAUUUAUAAUCCUUAGUGCCUAGUUUUUACAAAAUAUUAUCACAUUUGAGACGUAGAUUUGUAUAGGAGAAUGAUCUUAUCUUAUGUGAAAAUAAAUGAGAUUUCACAAA